AUGCUUACAUUGUUGAUUCCUGGUCCACAUCAGCCUGGAAAUAGCAUUGACGUCUACUUGGAGCCGCUCAUAGAGGAUCUAAACCACUUGUGGAAUAACGGGGAGGUCACAUAUGACGCCUUUAGUAAGUCUACUUUCACUCUUAAGGCGAUGCUACUUUGGACAAUAAGUGAUUUCCCGGCUUAUGGAAAUCUUGCAGGCUGCAAAGUGAAAGGUAAAAUGGGAUGUCCUUUGUGUGGGAAAAAUACUGAUUGUAUGUGGUUGAAGUUCAGCAGGAAGCAUGUGGACAUGUGUCAAAGAAAGCGGCUGCCACCUACACAUAGUUUUAGGGGAAAGAAGUCGUGGUUUGAUGGCAAAAUGGAACUGGGCAGAAAGGGAAGAAUUUUAAGUGGUCGAGAAAUAUGUCAGAAUCUUAGGAAUUUCAAGAACGAAUUUGGAAACUUGAAACGAUCUGGUAGAAAGAGGAAAAAGCCUGUGUGUACAUCUGUGGGCUCUGAAGUUGAGGAUUUAUCCAGUGAGUCAGAGGAAGAAGAAGAGGAAGAAUUACAAGUAGAUGUGGAGGAGUGA
Messenger RNA from Microthlaspi erraticum, 567 nucleotides. The record is from the annotation of a GenBank genome assembly. Lineage: Eukaryota; Viridiplantae; Streptophyta; Magnoliopsida; Brassicales; Brassicaceae.